This is a messenger RNA of Pseudoliparis swirei, 3320 nucleotides long. RefSeq names its product cyclin-dependent kinase-like 5. Gene Ontology annotation, molecular function: ATP binding; protein kinase activity. The record is from RefSeq and is a predicted model, not a curated record. Gene Ontology annotation, biological process: protein phosphorylation; regulation of dendrite development; positive regulation of axon extension. The coding region runs from base 391 to 3138 and encodes 915 amino acids. The transcript has 17 exons. Gene Ontology annotation, cellular component: nucleus; dendrite cytoplasm. NCBI's taxonomy places the organism in Eukaryota, Metazoa, Chordata, Actinopteri, Perciformes, Liparidae.
CCGCAACACAGCUGACCCCGCCCCCUCGCUCUCUGAUUGGUCCAGCCGAAGGGGGCGUGCGCAUCAACAAGCGCUUCGCCCCGUUGUGAUUGGCCGCCGUCCCGCCGCUCAGCCCGUUGCCAGGCGACCCGCUGGCUCGCUGCUCGUCACCGGAGCCGCAACGCGACCACCUCGCUGGUGGGUGGAGGCUCGAGGGGCCCGGUACCGACGCGUCUCCCGGAGCACGGACCCGGUGAGGAGCUCCACCGAUCACCUCCCGAGGACCGACGGCAUGUGGACCUCUCCGCGGCCCGAGGCGGCCGGCUUCAGGUGACCACGGGAGGAGGCGACGGCCGGCCGCCUCGCGUGUAGCCGGACCGAGCUCCUCACGCCGCUCCUCCUUUUGACUUCAUGAAGAUCCCUGACAUCGGUGAUGUGAUGAAUAAAUUCGAGGUCCUUGGGAUUGUGGGUGAAGGUGCCUACGGUGUCGUUCUGAAGUGCCGACACAAGGACACCAAUGAAAUCGUGGCCAUAAAGAAGUUCAAGGACAGCGAAGAAAAUGAGGAGGUCAAAGAGACGACGCUGCGGGAGCUGAAGAUGCUGCGCACGCUGAAGCAGGAGAACAUCGUGGAGCUGAAGGAGGCGUUCAGGCGGCGCGGGAAGCUGUACCUCGUCUUCGAGUACGUGGAGAAGAACAUGCUGGAGCUGCUGGAGGAGCUUCCCGACGGCGUUCCGGCGGACAAGGCGCGCUCCUACAUCUUCCAGCUGCUCCGGGCGAUCCACUGGUGCCACAAGCACGACAUCGUGCACCGCGACAUAAAGCCGGAGAACCUCCUCAUCAGCGCCGACGACAUCCUGAAGCUCUGUGACUUUGGCUUCGCCCGGAACCUCUCCGAAGGGACGGACGGCAAUUACACCGAGUACGUGGCCACGAGAUGGUACCGCUCCCCAGAGCUGCUGCUCGGCGCCCCCUACGGGAAGGCCGUGGACAUGUGGUCGGUGGGCUGCAUCCUGGGGGAGCUGAGCGACGGGCAGCCUCUGUUCCCGGGAGAGAGCGAGAUCGACCAGCUGUUCACCAUCCAGAAGGUUCUGGGCCCGCUGCCCCCGGAGCAGAUGAAGCUCUUCUACAACAACCCUCGCUUCCACGGGCUGCGGUUCCCAGCUGUGAAUCACCCCCAGACGCUGGAGCGCCGCUACCUGGGCAUCAUCGGCGGAGCGCUGCUGGACCUGCUGAAGAACCUGCUGCUGCUGAACCCGACGGAGCGCUUCCUCACCGAGCCGAGCCUGAACCACCACGCCUUCCAGACCCUGCGGCUCGUGGAGCGGCCCGGCCCGCCCACGCCGACCCCGGUCCGCUCGUCCAAGAGGAAGCCUCACCACGGAGACAACACCACGCCCAGCAGGAGCCAUGUUGGGGCUAAGAGCUCCGGGGGCCACCGCUCCAGCAGCAGAGAGUGCUCCAGCCUGCCCCGGCACGAGGACCUGCACCCCGGCGCCGACGGCUUCCUCAACGGCAACAUGCCGACGGCCGUCAGCCCCACGCUGCACCCCAAAAGCUACGCGCCGCCGCUCUUCAACCACGUGGACCUGGCCAGCAGCAACCUGCCCCACCUGCUGAGCCCCGCCGAGGCCAAGAGCAAAGGGGACCCGGGGCCCAAGGGGUCCGACGGGCCCGGAGCCAAGUACCUCAAGUCCAACUUCCGUUCGCACCAGAACCGCCACUCCUUCGUGGAGGGGAAGACCAACACGCUCCAAUCGGGGGAGAAACACGGGCGCCACGGCUACACGGAGUCCCACGGCUCCACGCCGUCCUCCAGGUUCUCCUACCUGAACCUGCCCAAGAGCCACGGCACGCUGAGCGACGCCAAGUCGGUGGGCGACCUGAACGACGUGCACCUCUACGCCGACGAGCCCGCGUCGCACUACAUCCCCUCCAGCUGCCUGGACCUCACGGCGCCGAGCAGCCCGGCGCCGCGCCGCGCGGACCGAGGGAGCGCUCGCUCCGAGAGAGAGAGCAACACCCUGGACUCGUCCCACCGGCGCUCCUCCGCCCGCCACAAGGCCUCAGAGGAGGCCAAGGCGGCGGACGUCCUGGCGCCGCCGGACGGCGCGGCGCCGGAGAGGAGCCACGCCCACUCCCUCUCCGCCCCGCACGACCCGCUGGCGUACGGCCAGGGCUACACCAGCCCCUUCUCCUCCCAGCAGCGGCCGCACCGCCACUCCAUGUACGUCCGGCGGGACCACCAGAGGACGCACGGGGCGGAGGAGGGGCUGGCGGUGGCGGCGGGCGGGCCCACGCGGGCCAGCAGCCUCCAGCUGCUGUCGCCGCAGCUGCAGCACCGAACGCUGCCCCGCCGCGAGGGGGGCGGGGCCUCCAGGGAGGACCUGAGCCGGGUUGGCUUGUAUCACGACCAGCAGACAGAAGAUGGAGGCUCGUCCAAAGAGAACCGCAACAUCUACAGCGAGUCCAUGCCGAGGAGGGGGGGCAGCUUCUACAGAGUCCCGUCUCCACGGCCCGACAACUUCCACGACGGCCGAGCUCCGAGCCGGAGCGCCGGGCUGUCGGGGGAUGGCGGGGGCGUGGCCAAAAACUCCAAACGUCAGCCGGCGUUCGACCCCUGGACCGGCCCAGACACCGUGGUGCUGAACCCGUCCGAGCCGUCCAAGGAGAAGGAGAAGCAGGGCUUCUUCAGGGCCAUGAAGAAGAAGAAGAAAUCUCAAAUGGGUCCCGGUGACGGGGGGGACCCGGUCCUCCAGAAGUCCUCCAGGUCCUCCGGUCACCAGAGCAGCCGCCACAGGACCCGGGACAAGAGCCGGGACCGGGACCGGGACCGGGACCGGGACCGGCCCCCUGACUCCCACAGCUCUAGUCAGCCUCUGAAGUCUCUACGCAGACUGCUGCACCUCUCGUCCUCCAACCCGCCGCCGGCCCCCGACCUGCGCUACCCGCCGGCCCUCGAGGGGCGGGGCCACGUGGGGGUCGAGGGGCGGGGCCUCGCCACGCCGCAGCUGAAGAGCCGGCAGGCGGCCUUCCCGCUGCCGGGCCGCGCCGAGGGGAACCCCUACCCCGAGCAGCUGGGCCCCAACGGGCACGGCUUCGGACGCCCCAACAGGACCCGCAUGCCCAACCUCAACGACCUGAAGGAGACGGCCCUGUGACCUCCAGGACCAGACGGCCCUCUGCUCCUACACCCCGAGUGUAACACACACACACACACACACACAUGAACACACACAUGAGCACACACACACACAUGAACACACACACACAUGAACACACACACACACAUGAACACACACACACAUGAACACACACACAUGAACACACACACACAUGAACA